Messenger RNA from Racocetra persica, 210 nucleotides. The record is from the annotation of a GenBank genome assembly. Lineage: Eukaryota; Fungi; Glomeromycota; Glomeromycetes; Diversisporales; Gigasporaceae.
AUGAGUUUUAAUUCUGCGCAACAAUCCGUAUGUGCUGAGAAUAUCCGUUCUAAUUGUCGUACAAGAGGGUAUCUUCCAAUAGAGAAUUAUGGAUUAAUUGGAAAUAUGAGAACAGCUGCACUAUGCGGAACAGAUGGAUCCAUCGAUUUUAUGUGCUAUCCAAAGUUCGAUAGUCCUUCAAUUUUUGCAAGACUUUUAGAUAACCAAAAG